AUGACAAAGCUCAUCGCAACGCUGAGCGUGUUUCCAACGCCACAGGAGAUGGAAUGCCGUCGAUCGGUUGCCUGCCUGCCGGCCUACUCCAACAUUGCUCGUUUAGUGCGAAGACUUCGAUCGUUUUCCUGCGCUGAAGGACACGAGUUCAAGCUGCCACCUCUGUGGAAGCGAUUCGCUGCAGAAGUUCUGGACUCCUUCAUCUUGCUGUUUGUAAAGUUGCUGGUGACGUAUAUUGCCGUCGACUUUUUUGACAUCAUAGAUCUUGAUAAAUACGAUUUCGACUUACUCCGUGAGGACACCCUGAACUAUAAGCUGGCCUUGGAGGUUACUUCGGAGAUCGUAGUCCUGGAAGUUAUCCACCGGAUACUUGUCUGCUUCUAUGAGACUAUCUGCUUGCACAAGGGUAUCGACUCCCCAGGUGGACGGACUCCAGGCAAGGGAGUCUUUGGACUGAAGGUCGUCUCAUGUGCUAGCAUAGAAGAGAUUGGUGGGCGCCGCAUCAGAGUAUACCCGGCUGGAGACAUUGGACUAGGCUGGGCUCUGCUACGGUCUUUUGUCAAGAACUUUACGAUGGCGUUCCUUUUUCCUGCCUGCCUGACAAUCUUCUGUUUUCAGCAUGGCCGGGCAGCCUACGAUGUCCUGUGCAACUGCAUUGUCGUCGAAGAGCUGCCUCCUCAGAAUCGUUGAGAUGCACCACCUCAUGCUGCUCACUCAACAAUGAUACACUGCUUGCAGGAAGCGUCUUUGCUAGCACAACACAUUCUGGCCUUUGUUGUUUGCAUAUAGUACAUAUAUAUAUAUAUAUAAAUUAGCGAACAAGAGAAGAAGAAGAUCCCGGUUUAUUUUUACACCCAGAAUGUUGGCUCAUCAUUUGGGAAAGUGUGCUUCACAUAUACAUGCAGCAUAUUAUAUUUUAGCUCACAUUUGUUGGUCAGCAGAUUGGUCAGCAGACUCUUCUCCUAAUUCAAAAGUGCGUUUCCCCACAGCAUACUUUGGAACAACUAAAGGCAGCAAUUAAUCGUAGUGUGAGAUGAGGUGAAGGGACCAACAGUGAUGGAGCAAGGGAGUCCCGGAUUGGAGCCAACGUUUUGACAAACAGACUUGUCUCUGUCAUUGCAACAACAGCAUAAGCUCCUUGGCAGUGUUUAAAUUCCCUUUGGGUGCCAAUUAAUUCUGUUCAUUAAAGACUUUGUUUCACCACGUUUCUUGCACUUUCCUAAUAAUUCAAAGCAUAGUGAAGCAGAACAGGUUAAAAGUAUUCCUUUCUUAGGCAAGUUUGUCAAGUUUUCAGAAUAUGAACUUCAUGUAUGAACUCUAAAAGGAUGUCAACUAUGAGAACAUUGGCCAUUACAUGUCCAGUAAACUUAUAGAGCAGAUGUCUAGUGGCUUGUAUAGUAUGCCUGAUGUACAAAAUUGUCAGACAACGAAAGAACUGAACUUGCGACAUGAUUGCAUACUGGCUCCAGAAGCAAAUGCUAGGACCGUCCAUCUGCUUUGACAAAAACACAUUAUUAUUAUAUGCAUGCAUUGUUUAAGUUUACAGCAGAAGUUCAGUCAGAAGGGUCUUGAGUUGUACAGGCACUUUUUGCAGGUAAUUAUUAUCAUCGCUAUUGCUGCUGUCGAUGUGCAAUUUUGGUGCGUUUGUUUGUGUUCAGAGUGCCUGAAGAUGGCAAAGCUCACUAUCCCUUUAUCCCUCCCCCCCCAUCUCCCUACUGGGGUUGGAGGAGUGGGCACAUAGAGUAAGGUGAGGGAAGUUAAAAUGUUAAAAAGGACUGAUAAACUGUAGUAACAAAAAGGCACAGGGAUAUGCUGCAAGUUCUUCCAAGAAGUAAACACCACCCCUUCAUUUGGAAGAACUUGCUGGAAUCAUGCUACUGAAAGCCAUGGCGAAAAAUAACAUACACAAAAUUUAUCUGCGCAUGCUCAAGGGAAAGCAGUGCCAGCAUGUAAAUCAUAGACUUGUGUAGGCACUCACGAAAGGUGCUCUUUAGACAUGACAAUUCUUAUUUGUGCUAAAUAAUCGAGGGCUGAUUUACGCAUGUGUUACCACUGUUAAUGAUAUGCCAUGCCCAGACAAAAGGCGAACAUUUUGUCUCCUGCAUCUGAACAGAACUAUGUUGUCUGUAAAUUUUUUUAGACUACGCUUCCCACUCUCGACAGUGCAAUGAGAGGUGUAGACGCCAUUUGUGUUGUCCUCCUUCCUGCUUGUGUCCAUUUUCUCACACCUGCCUUUCAAUAGUAUGAAUUCCUACCAGCUCACUCGACUUUCAGUCAUUCUAAUUUGCGCAAGUAGAGAGUGAGCUAUACAAACAUUGCGAAGGAAAGUAGCCGUGGCCCUUAUGGCAAGUCUCUCUGUUGAAAUAUUGGCUCCAGGCUAAAGCCUCCCUCAUUCAGCCACUGUUGGUCAGAUCAAAUCAACAAUCACCCUGUGAAAAACCCGAGAUCAAGCAAGACGAAGCUGAAGUGGAAAAACACUGCAAGAUACUGCUUUGCUCUUCCACAUGAUUUCGUUGCUGGAGCCGCCUUGGUUUAUCUUGCCUCUAAAGCACCCCAUCUAUGUGCAUAACUGCUCAUCUGAAAUGUCUCUAAGCCACCAUUUGCUUGGCAAAGUGCCUUGAGGGAAGGCUGGUCUAAGAAUUACGAAAAGGGUCUGUAGUGUACGCUAGCUGAAAAAAAAAAAAAGACAUUGUGACCGACUUCCAGAGUAAAGUGUAUUUAUCAAAGUGGCCGGCUCAUUAUUGUGAGUCGCCGGCCGUCUUGCUUGUGGCGAGUUGAGAUCCGUUGAAACUAUUUUAAUCAUUAGGGCUGCCCCACGAGAUGUGUAGAAACGUGUGCGUCCCACCAAGAACAAUAGCUCACUAGUGUAUGCAUCUACCAUUUCUCUUGACUCUCCAAAGUGCCAUGCAGCUGCCUAUCGUGAAGUAGGCCACAAGCAUUGCUCACAAAAAUGUUUCCUUAGAUUAGCUGGAAAGCUCUCACCCACAUUGCAGAAAGCAGCUAUUGUUACCAAAAGCGCCCUCUUUUCUGCUUAUAUAUUGUGUAGCAGAUGACUAUUUUCGUCAAGAGUUUUCAGUCACGCUAACUAAAGGCAUUCACUUAGCGUUGUUAGUGGACUUGUUAGUGCUUGCUGUUGUACAUUGUCAUACUGUAACAUGUCUGGAGGGCCGGACUUUGCUUUAAAUGGUGUGUGUGUGUGUAUGGCAUUGAUAUUGUAACAGUGUUGGUUUGCUGAAAACAUUCUUCCCUCCACUCUGACUGCCUUGGAAGUUUUAUGGUUGUGCAAUGCUGCAGCAUCCUCUGCAGAAAUAAAUUCUGUGAACCAAAUG
Messenger RNA from Dermacentor albipictus, 3329 nucleotides. Its product is annotated as protein FAM8A1. NCBI's taxonomy places the organism in Eukaryota, Metazoa, Arthropoda, Arachnida, Ixodida, Ixodidae. The record is from RefSeq and is a predicted model, not a curated record.